AUGUCGAGUCGAUUGAUACCAGCACAAACCUAUGAAAUUCCUGUACAUCCAUCGACGGAAGGCUAUGAUGUUUUGCGUAUUGCUGUUGAAAAGCACACCUAUCCAGCUCCCAGACCAUUGCCUGCUAACCUUCGGAUCGCUUUUCUUUGGACUCAUGGAACCGGAUUCCAUAAAGAGAUGAUGCAUCCAAUUAUGCGACAGUUCGCUGCUCAGUUACGGGCUACACCAAAAUACAACAAGGUCGAAUUUGACUUUAUAUCCUGGGAUCAAAGGAAUCAUGGUGAUAGUGCUCGGCUGAACCACGGAUUACUUGGAAUGAAUACGUCCUGGUAUGAUUUUGGUAUGGAUACGAUACACAUCAUUGAUACAUUGAAAUUGAAAAGAGAUUACGAUAAAGUAAUCGGUAUCGGUCACAGUGUUGGCGCAACUUGCAUGAUACUUGCGCAGUUUGCUCAACCUGGCAUAUUUGAUGGACUUUGUAGCAUUGAACCGCUGGUAAGAGGUCGUGUGCUAGAUUUUGAACAUCGCUCAAAACUACCACCACUCGUUGUAACAAAUGCGUGCAUGGAAUCGUUGAGAAACCGGCCAUUUUGGAAGAGUUUGCAUCCGGAAGUCCUCGAAAACUAUGUUCAUUAUGGAUUAUAUACUACGGACGACGGGUCAGUCAUGUUAAAGUGCACGAAAGAACAGGAGAAUUUGACAUACUGGGGAGAUGCAUAUGAUUCCUACACAGCAUUCAUGUCUCUGAAAAAUCUCUCCGUUCCUCUUCAUGUGGUGCUCUCGGACGAAGACAAUUGGUGA
Messenger RNA from Zychaea mexicana, 801 nucleotides. Its product is annotated as Alpha/Beta hydrolase protein. The record is from RefSeq and is a predicted model, not a curated record. Bases 1 to 801 code for a protein of 266 amino acids. The transcript has 6 exons. Lineage: Eukaryota; Fungi; Mucoromycota; Mucoromycetes; Mucorales; Lichtheimiaceae.